Molecule: messenger RNA, 426 nt
Organism: Adineta steineri
Lineage: Eukaryota; Metazoa; Rotifera; Eurotatoria; Adinetida; Adinetidae
Source: the annotation of a GenBank genome assembly
AUGCUUCGAACUGUAUCUGACUGGACCAUAUUCGUCUUUGGUUUACUGGCUAUCUUAGUAGGUCUACUUGGUUUAAUAAGCCCUGAAACAAUUUUAAACCUAAUGAACUUUAUUGUUCUUGAUCGAUCAACGCGUCAAAAUGGUGAUUAUACCAUAGCAUUUCUACUUUGCUCAUCGAUGGCUUCACUUAAUAUGGGUAUUUAUUAUUUACUAGCAGCAUGGAAUCAAUGGACAAAAUUCUAUCAAUUUACUGUUGUUUUUCGAUUAGUAACAGUUACUGUGUUCAUUUUGGCUAUUAAGAAUGGUCAUGCACCAGGAGGUUUUAUUGGUGUGGCAAUCUGGGAGUUGAUUGGAGCAUUAACAACUGGAGCAGCUUUAUGGUAUGAAGCAAAUAGUAAAAUGAAUAAGAUAAAACAAACAUUAUAA